AUGGGCUUCACUACUGGCUUUACUGGAGGUGUUACUCUGACCCUAUCUCUGGCCUACCUCACUAUCCUCGCCCACCAGCGCAAUCGCGAGCGCCAAUCCGCCAUCCUCCGCGCCAACAACUAUGUGGUCUCUGGCAUCACGGACCCGCUCCCGCCAGUGUAUCCUCCCACACGCACCGAGCUUGCUGCACUGGACAGGGCAAACUUUGUGGACACUGCCAAAGACAAGUGGAAUGCUGAGGUCGAGCGGGAGGUGCGUUGGAUCCAGAACACCGACUGGAAUGAGGUUCGCGAGGGUGUUGAGACAGCUGUCGGUCGCCUCUGGAGCAGAGCCCUUGGUAAUGCCAUUGAGGAGACGGAAAAGGGCGAGCGCAAGGCUGCUGAGCUCAAGGAUGACGCAUCGAGAGAAGCCAGAGCGGCGGCAGACCGGUCGAAAGCCGCAGCCAGUGACAAGGCUGGCAGUGUAGCGGAUGCUGCAAAGAAUGCUUACGCCGACGCAAAGGCGCGAGGACUCGAGGCUGCGGACAAGGCGCAGAAGGAGGCAGAGCAAGCCAAGGGUUCCAUCUUCAACGCCGUAGGCCGCGGUAUUGAAAAGGGCAAGGAGGCGCUUGGCCUCGCCAACCAGAAGAUCAUUGGUGCCGAGCAGGCCAUUGGGGGCAAGAUUGACGAAAAGUUGUCGCCGGUUGAACGAACCCUGCAGCAGAGAUAUCAAAAACCUAGCGGUCUGGAUCAGACUGUGGAAGAGGCAUUGGCAGAGCGUUAUGUGCCAAUUGACCAGAAGGCGACCGCCGAACUCAGGGGUAUCUAG
Molecule: messenger RNA, 807 nt
Organism: Pestalotiopsis fici W106-1
Lineage: Eukaryota; Fungi; Ascomycota; Sordariomycetes; Amphisphaeriales; Sporocadaceae
Exons: 2
Coding region: 1-807 (268 amino acids)
Biological process (GO): cristae formation
Cellular component (GO): MICOS complex; mitochondrial crista junction
Source: RefSeq, a predicted model, not a curated record